CUUACCACAGACUGGUAGCUCGCAUGCAUGUAAGCGUGGUAUCAAGUUUUCCUUGAUUCGCCUUGAGCCGCAAACAUGUCAGCCAAGAGUUGCUCUGAAUUGCAUGGUAAGUCUCUCAAAUACCGGUCCUCUCGGAUGACAGAAGAUUGAUAAGGGGACUUACUGACUUGUCGGCGUUUCGUGGCCACUUUUACGUCUGCGGCGAAACUCAACCCCGGGGAGCGCCCAAAUACCAAGGUACAGUUCUCACAAAGAAUCCGGUGGACUUCGUUACGAUAGACUCCACGUCGAUAUAUUGGGCUACGAGUUGUGAGUCAAAAGCACAUUAGUGCGUCACAGAAGGUAUAAAACCAUGACUGCAAAGCCGGUGAGUUUUCCAUCGCGUCUUCAGCCUUAUCAUCAAACAUGAGUGGAAAAGUGUGGUUCAUCACUGGCGCCUCCUCAGGUAUUGGACGCGCAAUCGCCGAGUAUGUCUUGUCCAGAGGCGAUAUCGUCGUCGCGACGAUGCGCAAACCGUCCGCCAUCGCCGAUCUCGCCACCACCUAUGGCCACGACGUCCUGCUCCCUGUGAAAUUAGACGUUACGAACUAUGCGCAGGUCAAUGCCGCCUUCGACCGGGCGAAAGAGGCUUUCGGGCGAAUGGACGUCGUCGUCAACAAUGCCGGGUACGGCAUCUGUGGCGAGUUCGAGGCGAUACCGGAGGAAGACGCCCGCAAGCUCUUCGACGUGAACUACUGGGCUCCAGCUAACAUCACACGCGAGGCGAUUCAGUUCUUCCGCGAGGUGAACCCUUCUGGCGCAGGUGGGACAAUCCUUCAGGUCACGUCCGAAGCGGGCUUGGUUAGUGUGCCGAUCUAUUCCCAGUACUCUGCCAGCAAACAUGCUCUCGAGGGACUAACCGAGGCCAUAGCCGGUGAAUUAGAUCCCGCCUGGAACAUCAAGUUAUGUCUCGUCGAGCCCGGUCAGUUCGACACAAACGGUCCAAACGUGACCCCCGUCUUUCCCAUCCAUCCCGCAUACGCGGAGAACAAGUCUUUGCCAUCCCAUUCCAUGAGGACAUCCACAACCGGCGUGCAGUUCAAUGGAGACACAACGAAACUAGCCAAAGCUGUCUACGACGUCGUUGCAUCGGGAAAUAUCUCCUUGCGCUUGCCGAUGGGCUUGGAUGCAGUCCAAUUCAUGAAGAACAAGGCGCGAGCGCUUCAGGAGACGGCCGAAAGCACGGAGAAGUGGUCGGCUGAUAUACUGCGCGAAGGCGUUUCAGAGUACACAAAGGAUGACGCCGUUUACCAGAGCGUUCUAGGAACGACACACUAG
This is a messenger RNA of Coniophora puteana RWD-64-598 SS2, 1317 nucleotides long. Its product is annotated as NAD(P)-binding protein. Bases 406 to 1317 code for a protein of 303 amino acids. The transcript has 8 exons. Gene Ontology annotation, molecular function: oxidoreductase activity. The record is from RefSeq and is a predicted model, not a curated record. Lineage: Eukaryota; Fungi; Basidiomycota; Agaricomycetes; Boletales; Coniophoraceae.